This is a messenger RNA of Sus scrofa (pig), 999 nucleotides long. RefSeq names its product intercellular adhesion molecule 2 (gene ICAM2). Gene Ontology annotation, molecular function: integrin binding. Lineage: Eukaryota; Metazoa; Chordata; Mammalia; Artiodactyla; Suidae. The record is from RefSeq and is marked validated. Gene Ontology annotation, cellular component: plasma membrane. Gene Ontology annotation, biological process: cell-cell adhesion.
CAGCCCGUGGGUGCCACUCAAGAUGUCCCCUUUUGAUUCCUGGGGACUGUUCAUGGCCUUUCUCGCCCUGCUCUGCUGCCCAGGGUCUGGCAAGGAGGCGUUCGAGAAACCCACGUGGACGAAGCAGCUGGUGGUGGAGUCUGGAAGGUCCCAGGUGAUUAACUGUAGUGCCAGCUGUACUCAGCCUGAGAACAGUGGUCUGGAGACCACCGUCUCCAAGAAGCUCCUGAAAGAGGGGGCUCAGUGGAAGCUGUAUGAGGUCAAUGUCUCCCAGGACACCAUCCUCCUUUGCUAUUUCACCUGCUCCGGCAGGCAGGAGAUCAAGAGAUUCAACAUCAGCGUGUUCUCCCCUCCAAAGCAAGUGCUGCUGACGCUGCAGCCCACUUUUGUGACCGUAGGGACAUGGUUCACCAUCGAGUGCCGGGUGCCCUCUGUGGCCCCCUUUGAAACCCUCACCAUCACCCUGCUCCGUGGCAGUGAGAUUUUGUACAAUGAGACUCUAAGAGGGACCACACCGUCCCCCCAGGAGGCUAUAGUGACCCACAACACCACAGCCCUCAGGAAAGAUGGGCACCACAACUUCACCUGCCAGGCCAAGAUGGAUCUGCAGUCUCGCGGCGGACACCUCAUUCACAGAGUCUCAGAUCCCCAGGUGCUUGAGGUCUAUGAACCCUUUCAAGACAGCCAGAUGGCCAUCAUCAUCGCGGUCGUGUCCGUGCUGCUCUUCUUGUUUGUGGCAUCUGUCCUGCUCUGCUUUGUCUUGGGCGAGCACUGGCGCCAGAGGCGGACAGGUUCCUACAUGGUGCAAGCCGUUCAGAGGAGGCUGAGGUGCUACCAGGCACAGCUUGCAUGAGCAGAAGUGGCCACCACCACGGGCCACUGGAACUCAGCGUGGUUCCUUAGCGUUGUGGUCCAGCCCUGGCUGAAGGACUGUACCAAGCAGCAGCAAACGCUGGGGCCAUUUCCUUUGCUAGUCUGAAUAGAAACACCUGGACUUAA